GACACGAACCUGAGCUGGCAGUGACUGCCAUCACCAGCUUCAACAUCCUCAUCGAGGCAGUCAACCAGCUGGUGGUGCAGACGCGGGACAUCGAAGACCCUCUGCCUUACGAUGUCACAGUGACCCCCUCUGGCACAGGAUGCGCCGUGUUCAUGGUCGUCCACCAGUUCCACAUGCCGGAGAUCGCAGCCAGCGCCACCUUCAGCAUGACCGUCACCUCCACCAGCGGCUCAUGCACUGCGGCCAACGUCACCAUCUGCGCCUUUUACCUCCUCGAAAAUGAAGAGUCCAACAUGGUCAUCGUCGAGCUUGACCUCGAGUCUGGCUACGUUGCAGAGGAGGCUUCUCUGCAACGCCUGGUGGACGGGAAGGUCGUUAAGAAAUACGAGCAAGACGAGCCCGGCGUCGUGGAGCUGUACCUCGAUUCUCUGACGUCAGCGGAGGUCUGUCUGACGGUGGCUGUGUCUCGGGAGAUCCUGGUCGAAGACGUGAAACCGGGCACCGUCUCCAUCUACGACUACUACCAAAACUCUGAGGAUAAACUGGUUAAGCCACUUGUCAUAGACAGAACUGGCUGUGCUGUUGCUGAGGGCAUUGCGUAACUUAUGGUUUGAUGCAGAAGUCGAGGGAAGGUCUUAGCAUCAAAAUCUGCACCCCCCCCCCCACGGCAAAGAGAAAGAGCUACUCCACGCAUUGUUUUCUUCAUUUUGUGGUUUUCUCUCUCCUUUUAGUGUUUAGGAAGACCUUAUGGAGGACACAAGACUCCUGCUUCAGGAGUUCUAAGAAUCCCCCCCCCAAAAAAAAAAAAAAAUCCAUCAUUGAUGGAAAUCUUUCUUUUUUUGUGAUUUAUGAAGAUAAUAUAAAUAUUUGUCAUUUUGAAAACAGUUUCAUAUAAUUACGAAAUCGGUGUCAAUUUGCUAUUUGGAAUGAACUGUAUUGGCAACCUAUUCAAAAUGUGUUCCUGUGAUUAAAAUUAAAAUUUGCAGCAUGAAA
Penaeus vannamei (Pacific white shrimp) is the source of this 993-nucleotide messenger RNA. The record is from RefSeq and is a predicted model, not a curated record. NCBI's taxonomy places the organism in Eukaryota, Metazoa, Arthropoda, Malacostraca, Decapoda, Penaeidae.